This is a messenger RNA of Macroventuria anomochaeta, 1184 nucleotides long. RefSeq lists its product as uncharacterized. The record is from RefSeq and is a predicted model, not a curated record. Lineage: Eukaryota; Fungi; Ascomycota; Dothideomycetes; Pleosporales; Didymellaceae. The coding region runs from base 171 to 1043 and encodes 290 amino acids. The transcript has 2 exons.
CAACGAUCCGUUGGUAUUCUCCAAAGUGUAAAGAGCUAUGGAGCUCUUCCUUCAGCUAAGCUGUCUUCUGUGCUCAGCUCCUGAUCCAACUUGUAAACACUCACCUUGACAGCUCCUAUCGUUAGCAGGAUAACAAUCAUCAAUCAAGAAGACAUCAACAUACAAUCACAAUGCCUCGAUCGAUAUGGGUACAGGAUAAUAUCCUGGCGCUGCUACGCCCUUCGCUGCUUCUUCUGACUGGUGCCUAUCACUUCUUCAUGACCAUCCUCGAAGUCAUCUUUGUCGAACGCAGACCACUCACGCUUUUCAACAUUACCAAGCUCCGCUAUAAAUCGUUUGCACGCCUUUGGACCAAGAAUGGAGAAGCGAUGUCUAUCGAAAUGCCGGGUCCCCUCACGGAGCUACUGUCAACCUGCGAAGGCGUGGUCCUCAACAUAGGCCCUAAAUCCGGUGAGAUACUGUCCCGCUUUAACGCAAACCGUAUCACAGUCAUGUACGGUGCAGAACCUGCCGAAGAUUUCCACACAGACCUGUUGAGGAAUGCGCAGAAGAAGGGUUUCGGCGACAAAUAUCACGCCUUACAAUGCGGUGGUGAACCUGAGAGCCUGAUCCCGGCGCUGUACAAGAGUGGGAUUUUGGAAGUCAGUGGCAGGGCCGGUCUGGCUUCGGAUGGCGUGUUCGACGAGAUCUGCUGCGUGCGAGUGUUGUGUGGCGUACCUCAUGCCCAACAGACCAUCAACGGGCUUUACAACCUCCUCAAGCCCGGCGGUCGUAUGAUCAUCUGCGAACACGUCGUCAAUCCAUGGAGGACCGAGGGUCGGAUGCUCGCACGGUUCAUGCAAUUAGUCUACACGCUGCUCGGAUGGCCAUUCUUCAUGGGCGGUUGCGAACUACAAAGGCACACCCCAGAUUUUCUCAAGGACGCUGGCGAGUGGGACAAGUUCGACCUGAAGUACUACGGACCGAAGGAUGCGAUUCCAUUCGUUGUAGGAGAACUGGUGAAGAAAGGAGGAAAGUCAUACGCUGAGGUUGUGAAAGAGUAAACGAGAUGUACGCCGCGGUGCUAUAACGAUAACACCUCUGAACGCCUCUGAGCGCAAUCAAGUUUCAAUCUGGCGCAAAACUGACCAUGUGUACUGCAGUGUGUACAGUGUUAGGCAGCCUGAGAUGUACUUCGAAAGGGC